AUGGACGAACGUACUAGUGAAGAUGAUGACAAGGUCAAAUGUGCCAUGUUAUUAUCAUCUUAUGAAUUUUUAACUUCAGUUUAUGAUAUAACACGAGCUAUAUUUCGUCAUUUACCUAUUCGCUCAGUUGAUUCAUGUUCAUUAGUAUGUCAAUCAUGGGCACAUAUGUCUCGUUUAACGAAAUCUCAUCGUCAAACAAUUCAUGCAUUAACUUAUCCUUCAAAUCCAUUAUCAUCUACAACAAUAUGUUCAAAUAAAAUAGAUGAUUUUGAUCAAUUUAUAAUCUCCUAUAUAAAUAAUCAUCUAUGGUCAAUUCCUACAUUUGCAUUAGUUGUUUCAACAAAUAUUUUAGCAAAUAAAGGUUUUUAUUCUUCACCAAAUUCUCCACCACCAUCAAAACAUUCAGAAGCAGGAAAUUUAACACGAAUAACAACACGUUUUGAUGUAUCACAAGCACUUCAAAGACAUUUAAAUAAAUCAUGUAAAAUUUUAAUGAUUGCUGCUGAUGGAAUAAUUGCUUCAACAGAAAAUAAUCAAUCGAAUGAAAUACAAUCAAAUGAUGCUAUUGGAAUUUUAUUUCUUCCACAUUUCGCUCCAGAGAUUCUUGGAGUUUACCCAUUUGAAGUUCCAUCAAGUGCACAAAUAUCAUCGGAUAUGUCUCGGUCUGAAUUACAUCGUUUUCUUGGAUCUGUACCAAAUGAUGUACCUAUACGAUGUGUUAUAUUUUUUUUUGUACAACGUCAAUCCAAUGCUGUUGAUUGUAUUAAAAAAUUACUUGAACAUUAUCCAUCGGAAAUUGCUAUUAUUGGAAGUUUUGUUGAUCAAAUUAAUUAUGAUGAUAGACAAAUUCAUCCAACAAGAAUUUCAUGUGAUGCAUGUGGAAUUGUUAUAACAGGAGAUAAAAAACGUUUACACAUCGGAGAAAUUUUAUUAGAAAGUGAUAUACGUACACGUGAACAAAUAAGUGAUAAAUUUAAAAAAUUAAAAUAUUUAGACACAAAUGAAUAUUUAUCAUUUGCUAUACAAAUAAGUUGUAUUGCACGUGGAGAAGAUUAUUAUAAUGAUGAAAAUGUUGAAUGUUCAGAAUUUCGAAAAUUAUUUCCAAAUACACCAUUAAUUGGUGUUUUUGGUAAUGGAGAACUUGGACAUGAUUUUUUACCGAAUUCAAAUCAAAAAAUAACAAAACAACAAACAGGAAAAGAUUUAUUUCGUGGUUAUUCAUCCGUCUUUACAUUGAUCUCAUUACAUCUUUGA
This is a messenger RNA of Adineta steineri, 1254 nucleotides long. The record is from the annotation of a GenBank genome assembly. Lineage: Eukaryota; Metazoa; Rotifera; Eurotatoria; Adinetida; Adinetidae.